Messenger RNA from Strongylus vulgaris, 1710 nucleotides. NCBI's taxonomy places the organism in Eukaryota, Metazoa, Nematoda, Chromadorea, Rhabditida, Strongylidae. The record is from the annotation of a GenBank genome assembly.
AUGACUUCGAGACUUGAAUCCUACUUAGGGCAGACUAAAUCGGGCUCUCACAAUUACUUUAUAGAGUAUCUGAAACUCGCCGAUCACUUCGUGUUUUCUCCUGGUGGAGAUAACAGAAACAACUACGCUAAUGUUGAAGAAAUUGUCAAUCAUGCGGUGGACGCUGUCUGGGCUGGUUGGGGCCAUGCUUCGGAAAAUCCGGAGCUUCCAAAACAAUUGGCUGCACGUGGCAUCGUAUUCAUUGGACCACCGGCCAGUGCUAUGUUCUCUUUAGGAGACAAAAUCGCCUCAACCAUCAUCGCUCAGGUUUUUCGAUUUCAGACCUUGGACAUUCCGACAAUUGAAUGGUCUGGAAGCGGAUUGAAGUUAAAUUUGAAUGAUACGAAGGAAGCCGAGCAUGUUACGAUCACUCAAGACCUCUUCAACCAAGCCAUAGUAUCUGACCUAUAUGAGGGCCUGAGAGCUGUCGAUGUCCACAAAAUUGGGUACCCCCUAAUGGGUGGAGGUGGUAAAGGUAUCCGGAAGUGCAAGAAUGAAGCCGACUUCAAAGAAAACUUUGUUCAAGUGCAAACUGAGGUGCCUGGAUCACCUAUAUUUAUCAUGAAAUGCGUAGAAAAUGCAAGACACAUAGAGGUUCAGCUCAUUGCUGAUAGAUACGAAAAUGUUAUCCCAGUAUUUACACGUGACUGUUCUAUCCAACGGCGGUGUCAGAAGAUCAUUGAAGAAGCUCCAGCUAGCAUAGCGCCAAAGGAAACUCUACGUAGAAUGCAAGAGGAUGCCGUCAAAAUAGCCAAAUUGGUGGGGUACGAGUCAGCAGGUACUGUUGAAUACAUGUAUCUGCCAGAUCAAGACCGCUACUUUUUCCUAGAAUUGAACCCCAGACUACAAGUGAGUCAUUACUCAAGAGUUUAUCUGCUUAUUAAAAAAUUGAAAAUUUUGCAGGUGGAACAUCCUUGCACUGAAAUGCUGGCCAGCAUAAAUAUUCCUGCAAUUCAAAUGCAAAUCGCCAUGGGUCUUCCUUUGAACAGGAUAACCGAUAUUCGUCUCUUCUAUGGUAGGCUCGAUCGAUACGGUACUACACCCUUGCCAGAUGAGCUUGUACUUACUGAUACAGAAUAUAGUGUUAUCGCUGCCAGAAUAACAUCUGAGGACCCGGAAGAUUUCUUUCGACCGUCAACUGGAUCUGUUGAAGUGCUCAACUUCCGAUCCGCCCAGAACGUCUGGGGUUACUUUUCGGUGUCCAGCGCUGGAAAAGUCCACGAGUUUGCAGACUCUCAGUUUGGACAUCUUUUUGCCAGGGAACUUUUUUCAAGUCACGAAGCUGUUUCCGUGAUGUUAUGUGCUCUGCAAGAAUUGGAACUGCGAGCUUCAUUUGCUUCGCAAGUUUCGUAUCUUGUCGACAUGCUUAAAGAACCGGACUUUACUGAGAAUCGUUUUAAUACUCAGUGGCUUGAUAAUCGUAUCGCUAACAAAGUUCUUCAAGUGAGUUUCCACUGGAUGUGCACUAUCCUGGCCAUCAUUAUUGUGAAUGAAAAUUUGUUCCAGAAAGCCCCACUUCCAAGGCAUGAGAUGAUUGCCAUAAGUAGUGCUGUCAUUGGUCACUCUCGAGUCUCAGCAGCUUUCAAUAAUUUCAAAAACGCAGUUGAGCGAGGACAGGUUUGUUUUCCAACUAUGUACAUACCAAAAUGCUUAUCUAUUGCUUUCAGGUAA